This is a messenger RNA of Hydractinia symbiolongicarpus, 1140 nucleotides long. RefSeq lists its product as uncharacterized. The coding region runs from base 474 to 1019 and encodes 181 amino acids. Gene Ontology annotation, cellular component: plasma membrane. The record is from RefSeq and is a predicted model, not a curated record. Lineage: Eukaryota; Metazoa; Cnidaria; Hydrozoa; Anthoathecata; Hydractiniidae. The transcript is spliced from 3 exons.
AUCUAACGUGUACAGGGAGUAAUUUAUAAGCAUUUUCAGUCAACAAAUAUUUUUAGAAUUUUUUAUAUAUUGUUUUGUUUAUAAUUACUUUAUUAUGAAAUAAAAUAUUUAGCAUUUUGUUAAUAAUAUUAUUUUUUUCUAUACCUAGCCUUAUUUUACAGGAGCAUAUGAAAAUUCUAAAACCCCCGUAUUAUUUUGAUAUGUUCGUUUUAAGCUGCGCAAAACAUAUUUAGCAGCACAAGAUUAAUAGAAGAAACGUGAAGAAGGCAGACAAAGAAAAAUGGUAGAAAUGAAUGUAUUUUUGAAAUAAAAAUGUUACAACAGAUUUGGCGGGUAAAAAUUUAAGACACGGUCAAGUAGAAAACACAAAACAAUCUCUCAUACGGGCAACAAAAUAUACCAAACAAACUUCAUAGUAGAAGAACAAGAGAGCACAGUUUUUUUUAUGCAUGUGUUGAUAAAACUUAACCAGCAUGUACCGUGGACCCUGCACGAGUGUUUACCUUCGUCCUAUGUCAUAUUUCUUUUUAUUUUUAACUCUAUCAAUGCAAAUGGUCUCUUUAUGUACAAGUAGUUGGUACUCUGUAAAGCAGACAGGGGUCACCAUGCAUAUGGGACUGUGGAACGUGUGUAAGGACAAAGCAGAUGUGAUUGGUCAAUGUAGUUUUUUACCUGAAUGGCGUGACGAUAUCCCAGUAGACAAUUUGACCGCUAUUCGAGCAUUAUAUUCAAUGGCGGUCAUGAUGUUGCUUGGUGCGCUUGGUUACCCACCGUUUUUUAAGCAGAUGUCUUCGAGUGUUUUAAAGAUCGAAUUUAUGGCAGUACUUGCAACCAUCGGAGGUGUGUGUUCUUUUAUCGCCAUGUUGGUGAUAACACAUCAAGUCAACAGCCUCGAUACAAAACCGAUAUUUGGUUAUUCUUAUGUCAUUGGUUGGGUAGCUACUGGCCAGUCAUUUCUAAGUGCCGGCUUAAUAUAUAUCGCAUCGAAAGAUAAUGUGUAUGUCGAAGGUAUAUAUUAACAUUAUAUUAUAAUAGACCCGAUGCUGUCGUUUCGUUUAAAAAAUGUCUUUUGUAGAGUGUACUACAAAUUGUAAAGUUUUAUAUUUUGUUAUAAAAGUUAAAUUUUCAAACGAAAUGCUA